AUGGGCAGCGCCCACCCUCGCCCCUGGCUGCGGCUCCGACCUCGGCCCCAGCCGCGGCCCGAGCUCUGCGCGCUCCUGUUCUUCCUCCUGCUGCUGGCUGCUGCAGUGCCCAGGUCGGCACCCAACGACAUCCUGGGCCUCCGCCUGCCCCCGGAACCUGUGCUCAAUGCCAACACGGUGUGCCUGACAUUGCCGGGCCUGAGCCGGCGGCAGAUGGAGGUGUGUGUGCGCCACCCCGAUGUGGCUGCCUCUGCCAUCCAGGGCAUCCAGAUUGCCAUCCAUGAGUGCCAGCACCAGUUCCGGGACCAGCGCUGGAACUGCUCUAGCCUUGAGACCCGGAACAAGAUCCCCUACGAGAGUCCCAUCUUCAGCAGAGGUUUCCGAGAGAGCGCCUUCGCCUACGCCAUUUCGGCAGCCGGCGUGGUGCACGCCGUGUCCAACGCGUGCGCCCUGGGCAAACUGCGAGCCUGUGGCUGCGACGCGUCCCGGCGAGGGGAUGAAGAGGCCUUCCGCCGGAAGCUGCACCGCCUGCAGUUGGACGCGCUACAGCGCGGCAAGGGCUUGAGCCACGGGGUCCCCGAGCACCCGGUCUUGCCUCCUGCCAGCCCCGACCUGCAGGAUUCCUGGGAGUGGGGCGGCUGCAGUCCCGACGUGGGCUUCGGGGAGCGCUUCUCCAAGGACUUUCUGGACUCUCGGGAGCCCCAUCGAGAUAUCCACGCGCGCAUGAGGCUCCACAACAACCGAGUUGGGAGACAGGCGGUGAUGGAGAAUAUGCGGCGGAAAUGCAAGUGCCACGGCACAUCAGGCAGCUGCCAGCUCAAGACGUGCUGGCAGGUGACUCCCGAGUUCCGCGCCGUGGGGGCGCUGCUGCGCAACCGCUUCCACCGCGCCACGCUUAUCCGGCCGCACAACCGCAACGGCGGCCAGCUGGAGCCGGGACCCGCGGGGGCACCCUCACCGGCCCCAGGCGUUCCCGGGCCGCGCCGCCGCGCCAGCCCCGCGGACCUGGUCUAUUUUGAGAAGUCGCCCGACUUCUGCGAGCGCGAGCCGCGGCUGGACUCAGCGGGCACCGUGGGCCGCCUGUGCAACAAGAGCAGCGCGGGCCCGGACGGCUGCGGCAGCAUGUGCUGCGGCCGCGGCCACAACAUCCUGCGCCAGACGCGCAGCGAGCGCUGCCACUGCCGCUUCCACUGGUGCUGCUUCGUGGUCUGCGAGGAGUGUCGUAUCACCGAGUGGGUCAGCGUCUGCAAGUGA
This is a messenger RNA of Choloepus didactylus (southern two-toed sloth), 1254 nucleotides long. It is a transcript of the gene WNT10A, whose product is annotated as Wnt family member 10A. The record is from RefSeq and is a predicted model, not a curated record. NCBI's taxonomy places the organism in Eukaryota, Metazoa, Chordata, Mammalia, Pilosa, Megalonychidae. The transcript is spliced from 4 exons. Gene Ontology annotation, molecular function: cytokine activity; frizzled binding. Gene Ontology annotation, cellular component: extracellular region. The coding region runs from base 1 to 1254 and encodes 417 amino acids. Gene Ontology annotation, biological process: neuron differentiation; cell fate commitment; multicellular organism development.